Molecule: messenger RNA, 1869 nt
Organism: Cornus florida
Lineage: Eukaryota; Viridiplantae; Streptophyta; Magnoliopsida; Cornales; Cornaceae
Product: glucose-1-phosphate adenylyltransferase large subunit 3, chloroplastic/amyloplastic
Exons: 15
Coding region: 126-1694 (522 amino acids)
Biological process (GO): glycogen biosynthetic process
Molecular function (GO): glucose-1-phosphate adenylyltransferase activity
Source: RefSeq, a predicted model, not a curated record
GCAAUUCUCAAGCUUGACCCUGCUUUCACCUUCCUCUCUAUUGCUCUUACAUAUAUGCUACAAGCAUUGUGUAUACAUAACUAUAUAUAUCUAAAUUCCAUUUUUUUCCUCGAAUUUCGGAGAAAAUGGCAGUAUCGGCCAAUGGCCGGGUUGCCCUGCCAUCUUCCGGCAGGUUAGGUGGCACUGCUGGAUUGGCAGGGAGGAACUGGAGGCUUGUGAAGUUCUGCAAUGGGCAGUUGAUGGGAGACAAGCUGAAGCUAACACAACUUCAUCAGAGUACUAAUACAAAAACUGGAAGGCCACAUGUGUGCAUGACCCUCACUACUAAUGUUGUAGCAGGUGAGGCUAAGUUGAGGGACCUAGAGAUGGAGAAAAGAGAUCCAAGGACGGUUGUGGCAAUAAUACUGGGAGGUGGAGCUGGUACUCGUCUUUUCCCUCUCACUAAGCGUCGAGCAAAACCUGCAGUUCCUAUUGGAGGAGCAUAUCGACUGAUUGAUGUGCCAAUGAGUAACUGCAUCAACAGUGGCAUCAACAAAGUUUACAUUCUCACCCAGUUCAACUCAGCAUCACUCAACAGACAUCUUGCACGCGCGUACAACUUUGGCAGUAGUGUCAACUUUGGAGAUGGCUAUGUUGAGGUUCUAGCGGCCACUCAAACUCCAGGCGAGGCAGGUAAACAGUGGUUCCAGGGUACUGCAGAUGCUGUGCGGCAAUUCCAUUGGCUUUUUGAGGAUGCAAGAAGUAAGGAUAUUGAGGAUGUUCUCAUUCUUUCUGGAGAUCACUUGUACCGAAUGGAUUACAUGGACUUUGUUCAGGGUCACCGACAAAGUGGAGCAGAUAUCACAAUUUCUAGUCUGCCAAUGGAUGAUAGCCGUGCUUCAGACUUUGGUUUGAUGAAGAUAGAUGGCAAAGGAAGGGUCCUUUCGUUCAGUGAAAAGCCUAAAGGAGAUGAUUUGAAGGCAAUGGCAGUAGAUACAACAGUUCUGGGACUGUCACGAGAAGAAGCAGAAAAGAAACCAUAUAUCGCUUCCAUGGGCGUAUAUGUCUUCAAGAAGGAGAUACUUCUGAAUCUCUUAAGAUGGCGUUUUCCGACUGCAAAUGACUUUGGCUCGGAGAUAAUUCCCGCCUCAGCCAAAGAAUUCUUCAUAAAGGCUUAUCUGUUUAAUAAUUACUGGGAAGACAUUGGUACGAUCAGGUCUUUCUUUGAAGCAAACCUUGCCCUGACAGCACAUCCACCAAGAUUUAGUUUCUAUGAUGCAACAAAGCCAAUGUUCACAUCAAGAAGAAACUUACCACCAUCUAAAUUUGACAAUAGCAAGAUUGUUGAUUCAAUCAUAUCACACGGUAGCUUCUUAACUAACUGCUUUAUAGAGCACAGCGUUGUUGGCAUCCGAUCCCGGAUAAACACCAACGUUCACUUGAAGGAUACAGUGAUGCUCGGUGCUGACUACUAUGAAACUGAUGCCGAAAUUUCGUCACUGUUAGCUGAAGGAAGAGUUCCCAUUGGUAUCGGAGAAAAUACAAAAAUCAAAGAAUGCAUCAUUGACAAGAAUGCCAGAAUCGGGAAGAAUGUUGUUAUUGCAAACUCAGAGGGCAUACAAGAAGCUGACAGAUCUUUAGAAGGGUUUUACAUACGUUCGGGGAUUACUGUCAUAUUGAAAAACUCAACAAUCAAAGAUGGGUUUGUGAUAUGAUGAGCAUUCCUCCUACGCUUUCCUCUUUUUUGUUGAUUACGAUGAGAAACGAGUAAAAGAAUUCUGAGAUACGUGCAUUUCCGUCAAUGACAGGAAGAAUAUAAAUGAACUUGAAACAGAUCAAGUUGUAUUCACUAUUUGAAUUUUGAGUAAUGCAAAUUUUUGUUUAUAUCAA